GACGGAGCUAGUUCGCCAUCGGCCCGGGCUGGGUGGAGGAUGGGCCCCUCUCCGCCGGUCUGCCGUCAGUCAUUGGCUCCCUGCGGUUUCCUUGGGGACGUGGCGCCGCCGCCCGCUCAGGCCUCUUUCCGGCUGGGCUAAAGGCCGGGGGGAAGCGCGCUGGACCGAGCGAAACGUUGCGGAGGGAGCCUGCGGGCCGCUGGACCUGCUGCAGACUUAGGAGAUGCCUGAGACAAGGAGACCAUUUUCUCAGGGCAAAAAGAAAAGGAGGUGACAGGCGCUGAGACCACUGAAGGGAUCCCAUGGCUAGGCAGACACAACUGUAGUCUCUGGCACUUAACCCCAGGGUGAUCGAGAGAGUGCUUGCUGAGAUCUGAAAACUGCUAAAAUGAUCAGUUUUUCCUACCUCUGCCCAGCCUCCUGGUACUUCACUGUGCCCACAGUGAGCCCAUUUCCACGUCAGCGGGUGGCAUUCCUAGGACUCUUUUUCAUAUCCUGUCUCCUUUUACUUAUGUUAAUCAUGGACUUUCGACAUUGGGGUGCUUCAUUACCACGAGAUAGGCAAUAUGAAAGGUAUUUGGCUCGAGUAGGGGAUCUUGAAGCAACCGACACUGACGACCCAACUCUCAAUUAUGGACUUGUUGUGGACUGUGGUAGCAGUGGCUCCCGGAUUUUUGUUUAUUUCUGGCCAAGACAUAAUGGCAACCCCCAUGAUUUGCUGGACAUCAAACAGAUGAGAGACCGAAAUAGCCAACCAGUCGUUAAAAAAAUCAAGCCAGGAAUCUCUGCAAUGGCAGACACCCCGGAACAUGCCAGUGAUUACCUUCGUCCUCUGCUGAGCUUUGCUGCUGCUCAUGUGCCUGUGAAGAAGCACAAGGAGACACCCCUUUACAUCCUGUGCACAGCGGGCAUGCGGCUUCUCCCUGAGAGAAAGCAGCUGGCCAUCUUGGCUGAUCUAGUGAGAGAUUUACCGCUGGAGUUUGACUUCCUCUUUUCCCAGUCUCAGGCAGAAGUGAUCUCUGGGAAGCAGGAAGGAGUUUAUGCGUGGAUUGGAAUCAACUUUGUUUUGGGAAGAUUCGACCAUGAGGAUGAAUCUGAUGCCGAGGCUCCCCAGGAAUUGGCAGCAGGGCGCAGAAGGACAGUAGGGAUACUGGAUAUGGGAGGAGCCUCUCUUCAGAUUGCUUAUGAAGUUCCUACCUCAACCUCUGUCCUUCCUCCAAAACAGGAAGAAGAAGCGAAGAUCCUGCUGGCUGAAUUCAACCUGGGCUGUGAUGUGCAGCAUACUGAACACGUGUAUAGGGUUUAUGUCACGACCUUCCUGGGUUUUGGGGGCAACUUUGCCCGGCAGCGCUAUGAAGACCUUGUGCUGAAUGAAACCCUUACCAAAAAUAGGUUGCUGGGCCAGAAGACAGGUCUGAGUCCCGACAAUCCAUUUCUGGAUCCCUGCCUGCCCGUGGGCCUCACAGAUAUGGUGGAGAGGAACAACCAGGUGCUGCACAUGCGGGGAAGAGGAGACUGGGCAUCUUGCGGGGCGAUGCUGAGCCCCCUGCUGGCUCGUUCCAACACCAGCCAGGCCUCGCUGAAUGGCAUCUACCAGUCGCCAAUUGACUUCAACAACAGCGAGUUCUACGGUUUCUCUGAGUUUUUUUACUGUACAGAGGAUGUGUUACGCAUCGGUGGCCACUAUCACGGGCCCACAUUUGCCAAGGCUGCCCAGGAUUACUGUGGCAUGGCCUGGUCAGUACUAACUCAGAGAUUCAAGAAUGGCCUCUUUUCAUCACAUGCAGAUGAGCAUCGACUCAAAUAUCAGUGUUUUAAAUCAGCUUGGAUGUACCAAGUCCUUCAUGAAGGAUUCCACUUUCCCUAUGACUACCCGCACCUGCAGACAGCCCAGCUGGUAUAUGACCGAGAGGUUCAGUGGACACUGGGAGCCAUUCUGUAUAAAACAAGAUUCUUACCACUCAGGGAUCUACGGCAAGAAGGUGUCCGGCCGGCCCAUGGUAGCUGGUUCCGCCUCUCCUUUGUCUACAACCACUAUCUCUUCUUCGCCUGUAUCCUGGUGGUGCUACUGGCCAUCAUCCUGUACCUUCUGCGGCUACGCCGAAUUCACCACCGACAAGCUCGAACCUCGGCUCCCUUGGACUUGCUGUGGAUUGAGGAGGUGGUGCCCAUGAUUGGGGUACAGGUAGGGCCGUGAGGCCAGACAAGGACUUGAGAAGCUCAAGUACCCUAGAGUUGCUGCCCAUUGAAUUCCACCACUUUCUUGUUCUGGCCUCAGAUGCUGCUUUGCCUGACCUUGGGAUAUGUGGCCUCGGAAUUUCUACCUUAGUUUCUACUUUAAUUCCUUUUCAACAUCUAGGUCCUCUUCUCUGAGAGAAGCUGUAAUUUAGUCUGUGAAGAGCUAAAUAAUGAGAGUUUGGUGCUAACAAAGAGGACCAACCUUACUCCAGUUGAAGCAUGCUUCUACCCCUUUAUCUGAGAGGUCUGGUGUGUUCCUGGCAUCUAGACUCCUCCCCUUGCUAAAGCAUGAAGUUUGGCAUUGGGCAAACUGGAAGCCUGGUUAUAACCAAGCCGGAGCAUCUGAUACAAAGCCGAAGACAUUCCAGCAAGUGCAGCAGGCCCUUCUUUCUCUGUAACAGAGAUAUCAUUUAUGUGGAUAUCCACACCCUUUAGUAGGGAUCCAAGAUAUCUGCAUUUCAGUGGAACAGAUAUGAACUUCCAGGCAAACAAAACAACGUAGUUUCUUUGCUUACUUGACAAAGAAGCCAUUGAGUGUGGUCCAAGAUCCCUGACAUAAUGUUGUUGAUGUUAAUUAAUUAGUAUUUGAUUUUAAAAGGUUAGAACCCCUUCUAAGUGAAUGGUCAGUCGAAGACUUUGACAGUAUCUUAUGUGAUACCUGGUAUGACCAGGAUAGAAAAUGUUUCUGUGUCUAUGUGCUUCACUGGCUGUUUGGGCAUUAAUUUUUCUUUUUGAGCCUUAAGUGUGCUUGUAGGAUAGAGAAACUGAUGGGAUUGGAGAUGUAGAUUUGUCUGGUUUUAAGUCACUGUCUCUAGGCCUAUUUUUAUGAGCCCCUUUACAGGAAAAUUCAAAAAGAGUUCCUUUAUUUCACUAAGAUCAAUAUAUAGUUCAGGAAGGGGUUAUAUUUGGGUUGUUUUUAAAGAAGUAAAGAACAGUGUCAGGAGAGUGGGCAAAGGCAAUAAAAUCCAAGCUCUUAUUUAUAAAUGUUUCCCUGAGAAAUAGAAAUGUUCUCAACUUGACUCUUGGAAUGUCUGAAAAGAACGAAAUUCUAAACUUGGGAAUAAAUAAGUAAAUCUGUUAAUAAGCCACCUGGCAACUUUAAGAACCUGUGUUAAGAGAUUGCUCGGUCACAGACCACAUUUGCAUUCAUGAGGAGAGAAGAAAAGCCAUAUGAUGACAUUUUCAUCCACUGCCCUUUAGGAGCUCUGUUCCUCCCCUACAUGGAGCCUUUAACUUGCACCUUCCCCCAUGGGAUCUUCUUGCUUUACCCUUUCCUACACGUAGGCUUGAUUGUCUUUCCCAAGAAUAUGCUCCCAGACUUGAAGUAGCUUUGUUUUCUUUUUUGUCACUUUAUUUUUAGGGUUAGUUGAGUACAGGGAAUGAUUCCUGACGUUAAUGGGGGAAAUGUAGAAUUAUUAAAACAAAAAUUCCAUAGUGGGAUCGGAAAGGAAUUAAAUGUUUCAUAAAACAGAAAAAGAAAUCAAGGUCUUCGUAGAAAUAAACUGAGAUGAAAAUAAGUAUACUCUUAGUUGGUAGGUGAAAAGAUGAUGAGUCUUAAACUGUUUACAAAUUAGAUAAAAACGGAUCUAACAAAGAGUCUUAUAGCUCCCUCUGGAAAUAUUUUUACUUUUCAUUAGGGCUUUAUGUCACAGCAAUUUCCCUUAAUCUUGAAGACUUCUAAAUUGCCUUGAUUUUCUUUGACUUCUUACGUUCGGGUCACUGUGAGUGAGCCCUCGCCUUAUGAGUGCUGCUUGUAAAUAAUGUCAGAAUAUGGUUUUUGCUAGCCAGGGCCUCCUCAGGUACUCUUUCUUUUUCCCUCAUCUUGGUUUCCAAAUACUAUUUUUGGUUUUCUUGUGAGAUCUGGUCAGGAUCUGGUCAAAAACUACCUAAUUGGCUAAUAGUGAUCACAUUCGUGUGCUCGAAAUGAAGCUGAAGCAGGGAGGAGGUGGUGGUGAGUCCAGUUUGAAAGCUCUUAUUAAUGAAGUUAUUCUUCCUCCUGGUUAUAAUAAUGAUAGCUGCCAUUUGUUAAGCAUUCACAUGUAGCAUACACUCUUAAGAAUUUUAUGUAUAUUAUUCAAUCAUUAUGACAGCCUUUCAGAUGGAUAUUACUUUUUGUGUUCUUUUUAUAAUUGAGAAACUCAGGAUAUCCUAUGCUUAUCAUUUUUUCAAUGUAAAUGUAUUUCUUAUUUUUAAUUUAUUUUAAUUAGUUUUUGAGUUUUUGUUCAGUGUAUUAUAUCCUGUUUAUUAUUUUAAUAUUAUAGGAUCUAGGCUUGUCUUGGUUACUGUAUGACUUUUCAGAGUUCUAUGGUAUAAAUGUAAAAAGGACAAAUUUUUAUCAUAUUCCUCAGAGAAACUGAGUAUUUGCUGUUGGUAUUGGUUCCUGUGCUUCUUUCAUUGUUCCCAAUUAAUAAUUUUAAAUGAAAUCUCAUUAGCUAGAAACAGAAGCCAUUUAUUCUUUGAAGGCCAAUUACUUAUAUAUUUUGCUUUCUCAUAAUCAUCUUGAAAAUGGAAUCAAUCUUGUGUUUAACCCUCUUUUAGCUCUUAGUUUUUAAAGAUUUUUAAAAAUAUGUGUUUGUAUUUCUGCAUUUUCAGUGGUUUCCCUGUGAAGAUAAUUAUGGUUUCAUUACAUUCACAUCCCAGCAGUUCAGUCUUCUUGAUAACAGCAAAAUGAAUGUGAACGGUUUUAGUACUUUUAUCAUUGAGACAGGCCACAAAUGUCAAAAUCAGAGUUGGUGGCUGAUAGGAGAUGAUGCUUACAGUGGCACAACCCAUCACUUUUCUCUGAAUUCUUUCCACAAGAACAAAAUGAAAAUAUGUAUAAUACCCAUGUAUAUGGCACUACGUUGACUUAAGUUGCAGUUAACUCUAGGCCAAAUUAUACUAUCUUUGUCUCUGUACCUUAGCUCCUUGGAUUGAUUUUCCUUGGUGUAGGGAGUUUAGUCACUUUCUAACAAACUUGUCUUAAUCUUUCAUGUUAUCCAAAGCAUUCCACCUCCACUUCUCUCAGCCUGACAACUUUCUUUAAAUUCAAAGGCCUUGGGCAGUGAUUAUUAAAAUGUGGUUGAUUGAGUCUGUCAUGCACUUGCUAAGCUACUCUUUUCAGCUUUUAACAUUUAAGUAUCACAUCCAUAUUUGUUGUUGUAUAGUUGACAUACAACAUCAUAUUAGCUUCAGGUGUACAACACGACUUGAUAUUGUAUACAUUACGAAAUGAUCACUACAAUGAGUCUAGUUUCCCUGUCACCAUAUAAAGUUAAGUAACAUGCAACUCAGUGUUACUAACUCUAGUCACCCUGCUGAACAUUACGUCCCAUGACAUGACUUAUUUUAUGACCCCCUUCUUCUGUCUUGCCCACCCUCCCUGCUCCCCCGGCUCUGGCAACCACCAAUCUCUUCUCUGCAUCUAUGAGUUUUGUUGUUUCUCCUUUUCUGUUUUAGAUUCUACAUAUAAGUGAAACCAUAUGAUAUUUGUUUUUCUCUGACUUAUUUCACUUAGCAUAAUACCCACAGGUUCCAUCCAUGUCACAAAUGGCAAGAUUUCAUUCUUUUUUAUGGCUCAAGUAGUAUUCCUUUGUGCGUGUUGGGGGUUGUGUCAUCUUUAUCCACUCUUCCAACACUUUGUUUCUUUAUCUUGGCUAUUGUGAAUAAUGCUGCAGUGAAUAUAGGGGUGCAUAUACCUUUUUGAAUAAGUGCUUUCAUUUUCUUCAGAUAAAUACCCAGAAGUAGACUUGCUGGAUCACAUGGUAGUUCCAUUUUUAGUUUUUUGAGGAGCCUCGAUACUGUUUUCCGUUAUGGCUGCACCAAUUUACACUCUCACCAAUAGUGCACGAUAGUUCCCUUCUCCCUACAUCCUCACCAACACUUGUUAUUUCUUAUCUUUUUGAUAAUAGCAGUCCUGACAGAUGCGAGAUGAUACAUCUCAUGGUUUUGAGUUGCAUUUCUCUGGUAAUUACUGAUGCUGAGCAUCUUUUCGUGUGUUCUGUUGGCCAUCUGUGUAUGUCUUUGGAAAAUGUCUGUUCAGGUUCUUUGCCCAUUUUUAAAUCAUGUGUUUUGUUACUGAGUUAUGGUUCUUUUUUAUAAUUUGGAACAUUAACUUCCUACCAGAUUUAUGAUUUGAAAAUAUCUUCUCCCAUUCAGUAGGUUGGCUUUUUGUUUUGUUGAUGGUUUCCUUUGCUGUAUGGAAGCUUUUUAGAUAUAGUUUCAUUUAUUUAUUUUGUUUUUUAUUGCCAUUGCCAUUAGAGUCAGAUCUAAAAAAAUAUAGCCAAGAGUAAUGUAAAGAAGCUUAUUGCCUAUGUUUUCUUCUAGGAGUUUUAUGGCUUCUGGUCUUAUAUUCAAGUCUUUAAUCCAUUUUUAGUUCAUUUUUGUGUACAGUGUAAGAUAGUGGUCUGGUUUCAUUCUUUUCCAUGUGGCUCUUCAGUUUUCCCAACACCGAUUAUUGAAGAGACUGUCCUUUCCCCACUGUGUAUUCUUGCCUCCUCUGUUGGAAUUAAUUGAUCAUAAAUACAAGGGAUUAUUUCUGGGCUCUCUAUUCUGUUCCAUUGAUCUAUGUGUCUGUUUUUAUGCCAGUACCACACUGUUUUGAUUACUAUAGCUUUGUAAUACAGUUUGAAAUCAGAGAGCAUGAUGCCUUUCACAUCCGUAUUUACAUUUUUGAAAUAAAAUAACUUCUACUUCUCAUUGGUAUUAUCUAAAUAGAUGCUUUCUCCACCCCUAUUCCCAUGCUUUUGUUUUGCUUUUUGUCAGGAGUGAAAGACAAAUGGAUGGUAUGACUUAGGAGAAAGAACACUGGUGUCAGGAACAGCAGACUUGGAUUCUUGUCCUGGCUUUGUCAAUGACUAGUUCUGGCAUUCCAGGCAAGUCACUUGCCCUCUCUGGUUCAUUUUUUAUCUGUAAAACAAGGUGACUAGACAAGAUGCUCUGAGGCUAGUUCCAAACAUUGGCCUAAGGAACUAAAGGUGAGGGAGAACGAAGGAAAGUGAUAGUUUCAGGAAGUGGAUUUUGGUCUUUGUUUAAAAGGCCAGGUUGCUCAAGGGAGCCAGUGGUCAUCUCCUACUUUAUCCACUGUCCCUGACAUUAAGGUUGAUGGGAAUGGAGUUUCCAACAGCAGUCAUUAUAUGCAAAUUUCAGAAGAUGAGAUUUUUACAGCUGGGAUUUUAGAGGUCUAUUUUCUGUUAACCCCCUUGGUUUUAUGGAUGAUGAAAUUGAGGCCAAGAGCAGUGGUACUAUGUGCACAGUGAAUGGCCUCCUGGAUUUAGUUUUCUCUGUUCUUUGUACUACAGAUACAUACCUUUGACAGCUGCGAUGAAAUUCUCAUUGACAGAAUCUUCCUGCAAGAUUGUGUUUUUCUACAGAAUCUAUUCUUUAUAAUAGAGCUGACUGCAAGUAACCAUGCCCAAUCUUUAUAACUGCUUCUGAUCUUCAUUUGUGAUUGCUUUGCUCACAUUUAGGAAUAAAAUAUGAAAGAAAUACUUUGUUAGAAAUAGCACCAAGUUGUUACUACAUCUAUUCUACCUUCUAUAUUUCUUUUAAUACUUUUAAAUUUUAGAUGUUUCUUUUAAACAAUUUGCUUAAUUUUGUACAAUUUUCUUAACCACAGCUCUAAGCAAUUCAUUUGAUGGUUAUAAUUGAAAUUAUUUAAGGUGUAAAUGCCUAUUAGAUCUACCUCAUUAAUGAACUUGGCUGUAAUUCUCGGGCAGUUCUCAGACUCCCUUACAGAAAUAAAAUGCUGUUUCUUUUUGCUGUCUUUAAACUUCUUUUCAUACUAAUUCAGAACUAGUAUAAUUUCCCUGUGUGCUGUGGUAUGUGAUGUAACUUCACCUGGGAUCAAGAAUUAAGGUAGAAGUAGCAACAGAUAGUUCAGAUUCUCCCAGAUUGGCCUCUUAGGUCAUGUUUAGUUUCAGAGUCCGGACACUAGGGCCACAUGCUCUGUCACACUUGGAAGGAUUUGGUUGGUGUUAACAAAAAAUACUUGUUAAAAAAGAAGGACUCUUUUUAUUAUAUGCUAAUAGACUUUCCUUGUAUUAUCACAUAAGUGUUUCCCUUUUACUCUAAUUCAUUAUUUCCAGUUUGUCAGUGCCAUUAUUAGAGGGACAGAGGAGGUCAGCAUCUGUUGACCAUUUUGUUUCUCUGGAAGUCUGAGCACUAAGAAAACCCUUCUAUUUGUAAAAUCGAGUCAUCACUCAUACUAUAAGGGCUUUUUACUUUGAAAGUGUAUUCAAUCAUGGCCUGCCAUUUUUAUAAAGACCAAAGUUGAAAAACAUUUCUGAGUCACAGGAUGUUUAUAGCCAUGCACGUAUUAUCUCAAGCAAGCCUGAGGACACGUCUGCUCCUGAGCCUCUCCUAAGUGGUGCCUCCACUCACAGACCCCCUGGCGGCCUACCACUCUGCUUCUCCGGUAUUCGGGUAGCCCUGAUGCUUUCUUGAGGAGCCCCUCCUGCAGAGGACUUGCCCAAGUUUGGCCCAUUAAAACUGCUAUUGGUGAAGGCUCUGUACCUUAUUAGCUUCACAAUUCUUUCUCUGCAAGCAAGGAUCCCAGACAAAUACUCUGAUUUUUGGUAUUGCUGUCAUUAUGUUAUGUUUGAGAUUCUCACUCUACAAUUCCCCCUUUGUGGAAGCCCUGAAGUGUAUGCCUCAUCUCCUUUAUUACUUCUGCCUUCAACAAUGAACUGCACAGUGUUGAAAGGCAUCUAUUAUGACCCACAGCCAGACACUCCCUUCUGGCUUUAAAAAAACAAAGGCUGCCUAUAUUGCAUCACUAUGGGGGGUUGCUAAGACUGUAUGUUUUUCUAAUGCUUCACAUUAAAUAAUUUUGCUCAACAGUUCUUAAAAUUCUGUGAAAUACUGUUAAAUCAGUGUUGAACAAAAGUCAAUGCAUAUCAGAGACAGAUGCACUGUCCCUUAUGUAGGGACAUGGGUAUAUGUGUUACAUAUGCUGAUAUAUAACUCACCAUUCAUUCCAGAACUGGAAGGAACGCUGCAGAUCGACUGGUUAUCCUAAUGUCAUGAUCAUCACUUUAGGCAGUAGCUAAUCGAUACCUCUUCUACAAUGGACAUUUGUCAGUGUAAGUUAAAGACAAAAACUCUGGAUUGAUAAAAAAGCCAGGUGUUUUAAUUUCCUUUGAUGUUUUAAAAACAACUGACAGAAUUAUCAAGACUUUAAAAAAUACUAAGGGAAAUUCAUUUAGUCUUCUAGGUAUAUGAUGACUUAUUUUGAAGGAAGUGUCUGGGACCUCAAACUGUAAUUGUCCAUUUUCCAUUCAUUCAUGCAAUGUUUGGUGUAUGUCUGAAGCUGGGAAUAAUGAAAGAUAAAAAUAAUUCAGAUAAUCUCCAUUCACCAAGAGCUCAUAGAUAGGCACAAUACAGUUAUAUAGCUAAAUGCAACCAGAAUCUGCUUUUCCAAACUUACUCAUCUGUAAUAAAAGAAAAACGAAGUAAAGCA
Ailuropoda melanoleuca (giant panda) is the source of this 9676-nucleotide messenger RNA. It is a transcript of the gene ENTPD7, whose product is annotated as ectonucleoside triphosphate diphosphohydrolase 7. Gene Ontology annotation, cellular component: membrane; Golgi apparatus. The record is from RefSeq and is a predicted model, not a curated record. Bases 389 to 2197 code for a protein of 602 amino acids. Gene Ontology annotation, biological process: UDP catabolic process; CTP metabolic process. The transcript is spliced from 14 exons. NCBI's taxonomy places the organism in Eukaryota, Metazoa, Chordata, Mammalia, Carnivora, Ursidae. Gene Ontology annotation, molecular function: ribonucleoside triphosphate phosphatase activity; GDP phosphatase activity; UDP phosphatase activity.